ACUGCGCCACCGCCAGCCAGUCUCGGAGGUUCGAUAUCGAGAGCACCAAUAGAAAAGGCAUGCUCAUCCGCUCUUCGCUUGAUGCCGAAAAUCUUCGUAUCUUAUUGAUAAAUACUUAAGCAACGUAGUAUCAUCAUGAACGCACGAUUAGCCGUUCCUUUAACGGGCCCAAUUUACUCCGAUACGAGAGAUGAGCUUCUUCUCAAGUUAUGGGGUUCAGCAAAUCCAACGCAAGAAGAUCUUGAGUACAUGGACUUUUACUUUAACUGACUACGCCUCCCAAUGUCAUAAAUUCCUUCUAGACGGAGGCCGACACGUCUCCGUCUCAACUCACGCGGACGUAGUCGAGAUCAUAUCUCAGAUCCACCAAGACAAGGAGCGAACAAGCCUUCACCAAGAAGUCUCAAAGAAACUCGUCGGAGGAAGCUCACCAAACACCCACAACAGCGUCAACGGGUCCCUAAACCUGUGCUCCAGACUCCUCAUCAUGACGAGCAUCGGCGAGCCGCCCCUGGGCACAGACGGCCCGAACACGAUCCACUGGGACGCCGGCACGCUCCGGGACUUCACAAGCGCGUACUUCGGGCCUGCCAGCAACGGCGGCGUAAAGCUGCACCCGGACAACGCGCAGAUCGGGCGGAUCUUCACGGCGCUGAAUCUGACGAGGAUAGGCGGGAUGCGGAUAGAAUGGACGCGGAACCUCGCGGACCACCUCCGGCUCGUGGACGACGACAAGACGGUAUCCAUCUUCGACUGCGCGGCGUUCCUGAAGUUCCAACGGGCCGUUGACAACCCUUUAUUCCCGCCUGCCUUCGUCGACGAGACGCUGCGCACGCUAUCGCUCCUGCUCCCGCAGAACGACAGUAGGACGGCGUCGUGGCUGGCGGCGCAGGUCGCGACGCACGAUCUGGACCCGGCGCUCGCCGAGUGCGGCAGCCUGAACGCGCGCGCGCGCCGCUUCGAGAACUUCGUCUACUGGCACGACCGGCUCGUGGUGCUGAGGCAGGCGCUCGACGAGGCGCGGCCGCAGACGCUGUCGCAGUGGUGGCACGACCGCCGGAACGGCGUGCAGUGGUACACGUUCUGGGUCGCCAUCCUCGUGUUCCUGGUGACCAUCUUCUUCGGCCUCGUGCAGAGCGUCGAGGGCGCGCUCCAGGUCUAUCUCUCGUGGCAGGCACUCGGGCAAGAUGGGUAAAACGAACACGCACACACACACACACAACAUGGACGGGAUAAUGACAGUUUUGUUAUUCUUUUCUCACUCUCUCUUUCCGGUUUCCCCCCUUCCCAGCUAUCCUUGCAAAUCGUAAGGAUGAAAAGUUGGGGAAAG
Messenger RNA from Xylaria bambusicola, 1330 nucleotides. RefSeq lists its product as uncharacterized. The coding region runs from base 191 to 1195 and encodes 334 amino acids. The transcript has 2 exons. Lineage: Eukaryota; Fungi; Ascomycota; Sordariomycetes; Xylariales; Xylariaceae. The record is from RefSeq and is a predicted model, not a curated record.